AUGGUUAAUGCAGUUGGAGAUGCAGUUGAUAAUGCAGUUGAUAAUGCUGGUGGGAUUGUUGAACCAGUCGGAGAUGCAGUUGAUAAUGCAGUUGGAGAUGCUGGUGGCAUCGUUGAUGCAGUUGGAGAAGCAGUAAAUGGUGCUAGGGAUUCAGUUGGUAAUGCAAUGGAAUCAGUUUUUCAAAAACUCAUGCCCGCACUCACCAAUAAACUUGGCGGUGCCUUUAUUGAAGAGCUUGGGGAUCACAUGGAUCCCUUUAUUCCUUUCAGUGGGCACAACACUCACACAUGUGCAAUGCUUGGUGAAUGCACCGAUGGUACGAGUGCUGUUUCCAUAUCCAUCAAUGAAAUUACUGGACUUAGCAGUGUCACAUUCAACAGUAUGACCAUGGAAACUCCACCAACCUUCAAGGCGACCAACUUCAAGAUUAAAGGGGAGGGAGGAAACUUUGAAAUUCAGGCCAACAUUGAAAAGCUACAAGUUAACAGUACCUAUACACUAGCAUCCACGGACUGUGGUAUGUCGGUUGAUACAUCCAUGACUGGCAUUGUGGAGAUCGCUGGUGUCAAAACAACCUUCAAUCUGGACAUUGACGGUUUCUCCAAGUACACUGGACAGACCAAGAUUACUGACUUUGAGGUCAAAGACUUUUCAUUUGACACAUCGGAAGCAACUCUCAGUGGAGACACAGCUAUUGUCACAACUGUUGCCUCAUCAAAUGGCGAUGUUGAAAUCAAUGCUGAUAUCACAGACUCUAUCGAGUCAUUUGUGGAUGAAGCGCUGGAAGGAACUCCCAAGGACUUUUCCCUGUCCUUGAUCAAUGACUUUGCCAAUAGUUUCCUUCCCAUGGUGAUAAAUUCUGGGGCUUUCACACUUUGA
Seminavis robusta is the source of this 879-nucleotide messenger RNA. The record is from the annotation of a GenBank genome assembly. NCBI's taxonomy places the organism in Eukaryota, Bacillariophyta, Bacillariophyceae, Naviculales, Naviculaceae.